AUGGUUAGCAGCGGCGGUCGUCAUCCUGUGGCGAGGUUAUUGAGAAACGGCAGAAAUCAAAGACGGCUUGACUAUAAGGAGAGAGAAGAGUCGGACCUUAGGGCGGACUUUGGGCUAUCGGAAAGUGAAUCUGAUGAGACGGCAGGCGACGGGCCAGUUGAGGGUCGUAUCUGGCUGCAAGAUGACACUGGCGGGGAUGCGGAUGUCGAUCUUGACUCGGACGAUGAGACCAAUGAGCAGCAAUUGAACGAACUAUUGCAAGAGGCAAGGCUGAAGCAGCAUCAGAAAGAGGCGGAAAAUGAACAGUCGGACGACGAGAUCGAUGAGAUGGACGAGGCAACGGUCUCUUCGAAGCUGAAAAAGCUCAAUGAGUUCGUGACGCAGAGUCAGGUCUAUUCUGGCGUGAUUGCAGACACGCUUUUGGAACGCUCGAUGCAGAGGCAGGGCGAGCAGAAGGCGGAUGAACCGCCUGCUAAGAAGCAGAAAAGGUCGGUGCGGACCAUCACGGAUUUUUUCAAGGGCAAGGAAGAUACGAAGGAUGCCGAGCAGAGUUCCUACUCGCCGGACGACCAAAAAAUCGCUGAGCAGCAGCCUAGUCUGCUGAAAAAUUGCAUCUUGAAACCGUAUCAGUUGGAGGGGUUGAAUUGGCUUAUCACGCUGUAUGAAAAUGGUCUGAAUGGUAUCCUAGCGGAUGAUAUGGGGUUGGGGAAGACUAUUGAGAGCAUUGCGCUGCUGGCGUUUAUUUACGAGAUGGAUACCAAGGGACCGUUCUUGAUCGCAGCACCGCUAAGCACUGUCGACAACUGGGUCAGCGAGUUCGGCAGGUUCGCUCCUGAUAUUCCAGUGCUGAAGUACCAUCACCAGGACGGUGUCAAAGCGAGAACCAGGAUGUUGAGGAAGUUUUUCAAGAGCACUGGCGGCACAGGUGUGAUCGUAACCUCCUAUGAAAUUAUUAUUCGUGAUGCUGCCCAUAUAAUGUCGAAGCAGUGGAAAUUCCUGAUUGUCGAUGAAGGACAUCGUUUGAAAAAUAUAAACUGCAGACUGAUACAAGAACUGAAGAAAAUCAACACGAGCAAUAGGUUGCUUCUGACCGGUACGCCUCUGCAAAAUAACUUGGGCGAGCUUUGGUCUCUGCUGAAUUUCAUUUUGCCAGAUAUAUUUGCGGAUUUUGGGAUUUUCAAUAAAUGGUUUAAUUUCGAAGAGGUGGACCUACAAAGUGAUUCGCCUAAGCUGAAUAGACUGAUAAAUGACGAGCUGGAAAAGAACCUAAUCUCGAACCUACACACAAUUCUAAAGCCUUUCUUGUUGAGGAGAUUGAAAAAAAAUGUGCUUGCAGGUAUCUUACCGCCAAAGAGAGAAUACAUUAUCAACUGUCCCCUCACGCCCAUGCAACGUAAGCUGUACAGGAUGGGCCUGAGCGGUAAACUGAAGAGAACCAUUUUCAAGGAGUUGGUUAAAAUGUUUUUCACCUUGAACGCCAAAUACAUCGGUACCGUUUCCAACAAGUCGAUCAGGGAGUACAUCGCAUACAAGUUGAAAGAUCAGGAAACAGACUAUGAACCUCCGAAUAGCAUAAUGAAAGAAAUGGAUGCACUAUACGAGGAACAUCUGCACAAAGAGUUCUCCAGCUUGAAGCUACAAAACAUGAUGAUGCAACUCAGACAGGUAGUCGAUUCCACUUUUCUUUUCUUCUUCCCGUACCUGGAACCAGAGGACUUGACCCUCGAGGUGCUCUUGAGCACCUCGGGCAAACUGAAAGUCUUGCAGAGCCUCGUGCCGCCGCUAAUCGACAAGGGUCACAAAGUGUUGAUCUUCUCCCAGUUUGUCAAGAUGCUGGAUCUCAUCGAGGAUUGGUGCGAGCUAAACUCGUUAGAAACGUUGAGAAUAGACGGUUCUAUUGACAGCGAGACAAGAAAUGCACAGAUCAAGCGGUUCAAUAACCCGAAAGAUAAAACCAACGUUUUCCUCCUAUCUACCCGAGCAGCGGGCCUUGGAAUCAAUCUGGCUGUAGCAGAUACGGUGGUGCUUUUCGACAGCGAUUGGAACCCUCAAGUCGAUUUGCAAGCUAUGGAUCGAUGUCACCGUAUAGGCCAGCAGAAACCGGUCAUAGUUUAUCGCUUAUGUUGCGAUAACACGGUGGAACACGUCAUGUUGACAAGAGCGGCGGGCAAGAGGCGGCUGGAGAAGCUGGUGAUUCAGAUGGGUCAGUUCAACACCUUGCGAAAGCUGGCCCUGAACGAAAAAUCAUUUCUACAACAGGCACGAGGUGGUCUCUCUUCCAGAGCCACGAACAAAGAGCUAAUGCAAGAGCUAUCGCAAUUGCUCCUAAGUAGUGAAUCCAGUAUCGGUUUCAACAAGACCAGCACAAUUGAGGGUGACGACGACGGCCAACUAACCGCGGAGGAAAUCCAAGAACUCACUGAUCGCUCACCGAAGGCUUAUACACCUGAUAGAGACGUUCAAAUGCCACAUAUCAAACUAUUCGAGACUUCCACAAGCCAAUUGUAG
Torulaspora globosa is the source of this 2508-nucleotide messenger RNA. RefSeq names its product putative ATPase (gene IRC5). Gene Ontology annotation, cellular component: nucleus. NCBI's taxonomy places the organism in Eukaryota, Fungi, Ascomycota, Saccharomycetes, Saccharomycetales, Saccharomycetaceae. The coding region runs from base 1 to 2508 and encodes 835 amino acids. The record is from RefSeq and is a predicted model, not a curated record. Gene Ontology annotation, molecular function: ATP-dependent chromatin remodeler activity; DNA binding; ATP binding. The transcript has a single exon.